AUGGCCCCACGCGGAUCCAGGUCCCAGGCCUCAGCUGGGCGAGAAACCAGGAGCUCUGCACUGAAUUCAAAGUCGACAUCGAGAGGGGGGAUCCAUAAACGUCGAGCAGGCUCCACGCGCAUCGAUACCGAUGGAGAUCUAGACAUGGGAACUUCGGCCACCCGCCGCCCAAGGGCAGGGGCAUCUGCUGAUUCCAAAAUGUCAUCGACCCGGCCUGCCAGAGGAACAAACUCCCGAGGAGUCUCGAGGGCCGCGCAGACCAUGAUCAAACACCUAAACAAUGGAGAAAAUUCACAGCUGGCAUCUCGCAUCACUGGCUCCGCCAACAUCCGUGCCGCCAAGUCAAAGCCCAUCAGCAGUGGCCCAUUGGUAUAUUUGCGUGUUCAUGGACUGAAGGAGAGCAAAGCCUCAAAAAACCCAGACGGCGGAAGAGCCGAUCUACUCGCAUUUUUAGAAAGGAAAGCAUCAGCAUUCACCUCAGGACGACAAAAACGGCACGUCUUGAUUAAGAAAUCACACCUCGUAGGCGACUACUUCUUCAUAGGAACCAGCAAGGAGGAUGCCGAGGAGCUCCUCAAAGUCAACACCUUCGUUUUUGCCGGCAGUCCACUCGAGAUUAUCGAGUCUGACGAUGGACUUGGCCACAACGGCGGGAAAGCUACCGAGUCCAAGGACACACAGGAGCUUCGAGCCAAAUUACAGUCCAUCCUGAGCCAGCGCUACAUCGGCGGAAACAAGUUGCUAAAGCUUGACAUGCUUGCAACUGACACCGAGCUAGUCAGCCUGGGUAUGUUUGAAAACCGGGACAGGGCGUUGAAGACUUUCAAGGGUCUUAUGGCGAUCUGCGAUGGUCUUUUCAAGACAACAAAGGACAAGCAAGACGCCAUUGAGAGCAUCAGUCUCGCAAACAACAACAUUGAUGAUGUCACGCAAGUUGAAAGCGUGGCAACCACAUUCCCUCAGCUCAAGAACCUAGAUAUGAGCGGGAACCAAAUCAGCAACAUGCAAGGCCUCGGCCGAUGGAAGGGAAAAUUCCGAGAACUCGAAACAAUCUACAUGGCGGGCAACCCAAUCGAGUCAACGGAUCCCAACUAUCAGGCAAACAUGCUUGAGUGGUUCCCCCAGUUACAAAGUAUCAACGGUACACAGUUGAGGACGCCAGAACAAAUCGCCGAACAGAAGGCCGCCAUGUUCCCUACACCAAUCCGGCAGAAUGGCCCAGACUUCAGAGACGUCAAUGGGAUCGGCGAGAACUUCUUACUCGAGUUCUUCGCUGCCUAUGACAACGACCGACAUGGCCUAGCCUCCAGGCUCUACGAUGAGAGCAGCCAAUUCUCUCUAUCGAUUGACACUACCGGUGUCAGGGAUUCUAAAGCACCACCCCCGAUGCCUUGGGCAUCUUACAUCAAAACUUCACGAAACCUAACAAAGGUUGGAUCACCCAACGCCCGAUUCCAACGACUCUUCAAGGGCACCAACUUGAUAUCCGAGUUGUGGAAGUCGCUUCCAUUCACAAAACACCCAUCAAUCAAGGAAAACAUGAGCAAGUACAUCAUGGACUGCCAUCCACUUCCUGGGUUAGUCGACCCCAGCGGACAAAGUUCCGUCGGCGUUGACGGCUUGAUCGUGUGCGUCCAUGGCGAAUUCGAAGAAUGCGACCAGCAGACACAAAGAACCGGCCUCCGAAGCUUUUCUCGAUCCUUCGUUCUGGGUCCUGGUCGACCAGGGACAGUGCCCAUUCGGGUUGUGAGCGAUAUGCUCUCUCUCCGAGCCUACAACCCGCUUCCAAACGUCUUUGCGGCGGCAAACCCCCAACCAACUGAGCAACCGAAUCAGCAACAAGCCAUGGUUGCGGAACUUUCCAAGCGCACAGGAAUGACUGCGCAGUACUCGGAAAUGUGCCUCACACAAGUCAACUGGGACUUCGAAAAGGCCCUGGCGAUAUUCAACGAAAAAAAGUCGCAGUUACCUGCGGAGGCAUUCAUCGCAAUGCCACAGUAG
Messenger RNA from Clonostachys solani, 2001 nucleotides. Lineage: Eukaryota; Fungi; Ascomycota; Sordariomycetes; Hypocreales; Bionectriaceae. The record is from the annotation of a GenBank genome assembly.